GUCAGUAUCGCCGCUGUGGUCCGCCAGCCAGACGUGAGGGUAGUCGACAGUCAUGGCGAUUUCCUGGGUCUGUUUUCCUUUGGGUCUUUGCCUCCUGCUAGCGACUGCCGCCGUUGUUCUUCCAGCUUCUGUCCAGGCGUUUGCAUCCCGUGAUGAGAAAGCAGCUGUUCCGAAGAUAUAUCCGGUCUUCCCGGAGGAGAGGUACAUUGAAGAGGAGGACGUCCUCUUGACUCGAUGGCAGGAGGCUGCUCUGCUCUCGCAAGGAGAGUCGAGGAAGGCCAGUGCGGAUCUGGCAGUGUAUUGGCCCGACAGCGGCGGGUUUCCCCGCAUCCGUUAUUCCUUCACGGAUGGUUACGUUAACCGCGAGGCUGUGUGGGAAGCCAUAGCCCACUGGGAAGAGCAUACAUGCCUGGUAUUCGAAGAAGUCCCUACCAGCUACAGUGGUGCUCACCUGGCAUUUGAAAGGAAUUCUGAGAACUGCAGUUCAUACGUUGGCAUGACUGGUUCUUCGGCACAGCCUGUUUACCUCACAGAUCUUUGCGAGGAAAAAUUUGGCGAGCUUGUUAUAGAGAUUGGCCAUGCCAUUGGCAUGUGGCAUGAAGAGUCAAGGUCAGACAGGGAUACCUACGUUCACAUAAACACUGACAACGCCCUUCCAGAGAAGCUGAGCAAUUUCUUCACCGAGUCCGACAAUAAUUAUGGCGUUCCAUAUGAUUACAGUUCCAUCAUGCACAACCAUGGCAGGGUCUUCACUCUGAACGGGCACAUGACAAUUGCAACUCUGAACCCUUUGUACCAAGGACUUCUGGGGCAACAGAAUGGCCUAUCCCACAUGGACAAGCUUCUUGCUAACCAAAUGUACGGAUGUUCUGCCAAGCUCAUUGCCUCCUCGCAAUGUUCCAGCGACACUUGCCAGAACAAUGGCUAUCUCUCCACAACCUGCACCUGCGUAUGCCCAGACGGCACAUCUGGUACCAACUGCGAGACGGUGACUACACCUUACAAUGAUGCCAUUUUAUCACCCUACACGGAACUCAUAAACACAGAAGGUACCAUUACUUCACCAAAUCACCCAAGCCACUAUCCAUCAGGACUGAAAUUCACCAAAUGGAUCGUAGCCCCAGAUUGCAAUAAUGUUGUGGCCACCUUUACAGCUUUUGACAUCUACUGGAGAACUAACCAUUACAUACGAGAGUCAGAAACGGCAAGUAUGUGCUGGUAUGAUGGCUUAGAAAUUCGAACUGAUGACAUGCUUGAUGGCACAUGGUAUUGCGGACAGGAAAUAUCCAGUGGCGACACCUUCACUUCCACAGGUAAUCAAAUGGUCAUCUACUUCAAGGCAGCAACAACGGCUUUUAAGACAGGAUGGUCGGCAGAUAUCACCUUCGUUGAGGACCCAAGAUGCACCAGCACAACAUCUUCGACAACAACGCCAGGCACGUCAACUUCGACAACAGCUUCUACAACAUCCACUUCAACAACUUCAACACCUACUUCCACAACAUCUACAACUUCAACCUCCACAACAUCUUCAACAACACCCACAACAACUUCAACAUCAACUUCCACAACUCCCACUACCACUUCAACUUCUACAACUUCCACAACUCCAACUACAACUUCAAGCUCUUCGACCUCUACAACUCCAACUACAACUUCAUCACCUACUUCCACAACGUCUACAACUUCAACCUCCACAACAACUUCAACAACGCCCACAACAACUUCAACAUCAACUUCUACAACUCCUACUACCACUUCCAUUUCUACAACUUCCUACAACUUCCACAACCCCAACUACAACUCACAACCUCUACUAACACUCCACUAA
This is a messenger RNA of Macrobrachium nipponense, 1831 nucleotides long. RefSeq names its product protein SpAN-like. NCBI's taxonomy places the organism in Eukaryota, Metazoa, Arthropoda, Malacostraca, Decapoda, Palaemonidae. The transcript has 10 exons. Gene Ontology annotation, molecular function: zinc ion binding; metalloendopeptidase activity. The record is from RefSeq and is a predicted model, not a curated record. Bases 53 to 1831 code for a protein of 592 amino acids. Gene Ontology annotation, biological process: proteolysis.